Messenger RNA from Psammomys obesus (fat sand rat), 1337 nucleotides. It is a transcript of the gene Prr11, whose product is annotated as proline rich 11. The transcript is spliced from 10 exons. Bases 66 to 1337 code for a protein of 423 amino acids. The record is from RefSeq and is a predicted model, not a curated record. Gene Ontology annotation, cellular component: cytoplasm; nucleus. Lineage: Eukaryota; Metazoa; Chordata; Mammalia; Rodentia; Muridae.
CUUUGCGGCGUGGAAGAGACUCGGGCCCGAACUUCGUCUAGCCCCCAGGCUCUUACGCUAAAAUCAUGCCCCAGUUCAAACAGCGAAGAAGAAAGCUAAGAGCCAAAGCCAAACGAUUAUUUAAGAAGAAAGAAGCCUCUCAACUCCAGCCUAAGUUACUGACACCUCCCCCUCCACCACCCACGCCAGAAAGAGUGGUUACUUCUUCAGCAGAUGUACUCCAAAGCAGAAGCUGGCUAAGACCUUCUUGGAACUUCAAAUUUCCCAACCUCAAAGAUAUAAUAAGCCUUUGGACAAAUAGAGCAUGGUACAUAUACAGUUUCUGCCAGAGCUGCAUAGCCCAGAGUUUCGAAGCAUUGAAAGAUGCCAUCUUCCCAUCCCGCGUCUACCACAGAGAACUUCACAGUCUAAAACAACAAUGUUGUGUUUUGAAAAGUGAAUUAUGCAAGCUCCAAGAAACACUGAAGACCAUUUCAGAAAAUUCUUGUUCAAGCUGUUGUCACACGUGUUGCAUGAGUGAUAAACUUACAAAUGUGCCUGGCUGUGUUCCAACAACCCAUGGAGAAUCUCAGACUGCACUUCCAUCCACGCUACCACAGCCAGCCAGUCAUCUGCCCCCGCCUCUGCCUCCGCCUCCACCUCCUCCUCCUCCUCCACCUCCACCACCCCUCGCACCUUUGCUGCUCAGAAAAUCUGGUCCUACUAAAGCACUUCAGGUUGAACCGUUAAAGAAAGAUGGACCCAUGCAUAUAACAGUUAAAGAUCUACUUACUGUAAAAUUAAAAAAGACACAGAGUAUUGAAGAACGGAAAAAGAUUGUGCCGUCGCCACCUGAGGAACGGACGCCACUAGUUACUAUCUCUGACCUGCAGCGCGUCACCCUGAAGCCUAACUGCAAGGUGUCAGCAACACGAGUUAAGAAUGUCUUAAUUACUCCUGGCAAAAGCCAAAUUGAUCUUCGGAAGCUGCUUCGGAGAGUGGAUGUAGAAAGGAGUCCAGGUGGGACACCCCUUACCAAUAAAGAAAAUAUGGAAACGGGAACUGGACUAACUCCAGUCAUGACUCGGGCCUUAAGGAGAAAGUUUCAGCCUGCCCCUUUUAUUAUAGAACAUCCUGAAGUUUCAGGUUCGGCGUGUCCGUACUUGAAAGCAGGGCUGCUAUCCUCAGAUCAGCGCACUGAGAGCAGACCCUAUCCGUUCCUGCCUGGUUCCCGCUGGACCCAGCUCAGCCCCGGAGCCUGUCGGGAGGGGCGACCAGGUGCCAGGUGCCGAAAGCGCACUGCUGAUCUGAUACGAUCUUGCCAGCGGGGCCUGGCAGAGAGGCCAGAGAGCUGCUAA